GUGAUUAGUAUGGAGCUAAAAUAUAAUAGGCAGAGGUGGUAGUACGGGGUCAGGUGGAUACGCUCAUUAAGUACUACAAUAAGCUCUCAGCCGCCAUGAAGACUACCCAAAAAAUAUUGAUAUCGUGUUUUUUGUUAAUAGCAUCGCAUACGUUUACUUGUAUUAUUGUCAUUCAACUGCGUGAACGACACAACGACCGGCGCCACGACUUUACUCGCACAUUUGUUAGAAAUAUAUCGCAAUCUUCGCCGUGUUAUUUGCGUGUUCAUGUUUGGUGUGACGAAGGGGUCCAACGAACACCCCAGAAAUUCGAAUGCCCGGGGCUGAAGUGUGGUAUUAUUUUUUCCCAGGAUGUCAACUACAAUACAAUGAAGUCAAGUGAUGCGGUGGUACAUGUAUCGUAUUGGGAUUGGAGCAGAGUGCUUAAGGAAAGACCACCGAAUCAAGUUUUGAUUUUUUUCACACUCGAGAGCCCUAAAUUCACUACACCUAGUGUGAUACCACCUCGCGGGUAUGACCGUGUAUACAGCUAUAUAAUGUCUUACCGACCAUCGUCUACGAUACCUAGUCCGUAUGGCUUUUAUGAUAGCACUGUACCGCAGUUAGCCACUGACGACGAUCGUAACUGGGCCUCGGGGAAAACCGAGCUAGUAGCUUGGGUUUCAUCCAGAUGCAAAGACAAACGUCCCGGUGGAUAUCGGUCGUGGCGGCGCCUUGAGUUUGUGGAGACACUUGCAAAGCAUGUUAGUGUCAAUAUGUAUGGAAAAUGUGGAAAUAAAGAAUGUGAUAAUAAAGAUGGCGGGUGCUGGAACUUCCUGAGGACGCAUAAGUUUUACCUGGCUCUGGAGAACACCGAAUGUAGGGACUACAUCACGGAGAAAUUCUGGUUUAACGCGCUCUUGAACGACAUGGUUCCUAUCGUCUACGGCCCUCCGCGUGAAGAUUAUGAGCGCGUAGCGCCACCGAAUUCUUUUAUCCAUCUUCAGGAUUUUAAAAGCUUCCAAGAACUUGCCGAUUAUAUCAAACGUGUAGAUUUAGACGAUAAGUUAUACAAUUCAUUUUUUGAAUGGAAAAAACAGGGAACGGUAAGGUACAUGGGUGCACAGUUGAUACAUCAGCCGGAGUUUAUGUGCAAAGUGGUAUCUAAAUUGUUGGAUUCAGAAAAUAAGUCACGUUAUUGUAACCAGGGCAUUGGAGAGAUAAAUCCAUCAAUAAAUGAAUUUUUGUCAAAUUCAUGCUUCGUACCGACCGGAUUUCCUCACGACUUUUGAAGUGUCAAUAGCGAUAUCCACACUGUCAGAACUGGUUCAUCUUUCUGUUGAACUAUCCAAUAUUGGAGAGCAAAAGUCGCUGUCGUUUGACGUGGAAUAGUGUUGUUUUUAUCAAUGCACCUUGUUAUGUUCAAAGUGCACUAAACCUAAUAAUAUUCCAGAGUAGAAACAACGUGAUGUGUAUUUGUAAUGCUGUGCCUUUAGUUGUUGUGGAAAAGUAUCUCAAUGAAGCUAAACCGGAAUGGGACUCCGACUGGUUGAUUUCCAUUCAAAUAAUAUUCAUGGUCCUGAAAAUAUCCAACCACCAGCACAACACCAACUGCAACAAAAGGAAUUCUCGAGUCUUAAGGAUCUGAUAAGUAAAAGCAUGUAAAAGCAAAUUCAACUUGCUUUAUAGCCUAUGCCUUAAUCAGUGCUUUGGAUCCUCUGGGAAAUGUGCUAUAUACACACGAUAUAAAUCCAAACAGUGUUAUUAUUUUCAUUCAAAUAUUAUUAUUCAAAUUUUGCAAUGAUUGACGAUGAAAUCAAGGAGAGAUCCGUAAGCUCAUUUUCGUUCAAAAAGACUCUGUCUGCUAUAAAAUGAUAAUAGUUGUUUUUUGUACGAACAUGGUUUUGGUCCAUUAUAGACAUCAGCGUUCUGAUCUAAUUAUAAAAUGCUGUCGUGAUGAAAUGGUCGAGUUUAUGAUGUAGUUUUCAGAUGUAGCGUAUGGCGGAUGUACAUACUAGUAUAUGUGUGUAAAAUAUAAAUUGCAGUUAUCUAAUCGUGCUCCCUGGAGACCGAGAGAAAUUAGUAUAUCGAAGAAGGUUGUUUUUCUGAUCCCUCAAUUCAUAAAAAAAUAAUCCAUUUUAUUGGAACGACCUUAUGUCCUGAAAAUUUGUCAUUUCAAUUCAAUUCCAUUCAAUUUUAUUUAAUUUGAUCUUAUUUGAUUUAUAUAUUUUCCAAAUUCAUUUAAUUUGAUCAAUUGCGAAUGACGAUGUUAUCGCAAAGUUUGUAUCAGCAAAUGUUGUUUGUAAUAAUGAUAGUCAACCGACUAUUAUCCGAGUAUGAAAUGAUGUGUGAGAAAUGCAGACCAAAGUCAUAUCAUUAACAUCACAUAUUCUCGCCUCUCAUUGUGCUCAGUUAGAAUCGAGAUAGUCUGUUGAUAAAAUGGUGACAAGACAUUUGCUCCGACGACAAUUGCUCCGGGCAUUAUUUAUUAUUAGAUGUAUAGGGUUUGGUUUAGGGUUGCAAUAGGGUUUAGGUUAAGGAUAGGGUAGAGCGUGAAAACCAGGUUUGAAGUUGGACAUUCCAUUUGUGUGUGCAAUUUAUAGCGGAGCAAUUCUUACAGGAGCAUAUGUCGUGGAGCCGAUAAAAUAGUCGUCUUGAAAUAUACAUCAGAUUGCGCCAAAGUUACUUAUUGCAGAAAUACAUUUACAUCGAAAUUGAUAUUAUUUCGGUUUGAACCCGUAAAUCUAAAUGCUAUGGAUAGGAUCAAUUACGGUUGGAAUUGUAUUUGUUGUGUUAGAAAAUGACGAAACAACAAAUGUAUCAUCUGCAUAUGAAACAUAGUUUAUUUUUUAAUUCAUUAUUGAUAUGAUGGUAACGAUCAUGAAGAAAAAUUAGAUCGAAGUCUUAAGCGUUUGUAUAAGUUCAAUUUGCAAAUGUCAUUGUAAUUAUUUAUGACCAUUUUAUUUUGUUCUGUGAAAAUGAAAUAAGCAAAUUUGAAAUCCGAAAUAUAAUCUUCGUCAAAAAUUGGUGGAUCAAAACAGCAGUAUCGCCCUGGACUCUGGACAAACGACAUAUUUGGAUUUUUUCGUCAGCUCCGAAACUUAGGACGAGCUGCUCUCCCGGUUCACCAAUUUUCGACAAAGACCUCCCAGCUGUUCAUUGUCAAUUGACAAACAUUUUCAAUAUAUUUACUGUGUUCUUGAAUGCGUCCUGUGUCGCGUUGCGAAACGGGCUAUUUUACAUGCUACAGUAACACAAACGAAACCGACUCCAAACCGACCGAAGAUACACUGAAAAAAACACCGGUGUUAAUUUAACACCAGCCUGGUAUCUAUAUCGAUCCAUAUAAUAACAGUUGUUGAAACAACACUGGUUUGGCGUUAGGCUAACACCGAUUUGGCAUUUAAGCAACACCAAUCAGUGUUAAACCAAUAUCGGCUUGAUUAUUAACUGGUUUUGUUUCAACGCUUCUCUGGUGUGGACAUAUGUAGAUACCAGGCGGGUGUUAAUUAGCACCGGCGUCUAUGCAGUGUAUUACAUUAUUUCCUAUGACAUGUAAUCAGCCGAUUUCGCCGGUGUGGCUAUUGAAUUAGGGGUGUCGAAUAUUUUGUAUGUCUGGGGCUUGGUGUUAAGAAAAUUGUGCUUGGAUUCGGUGACACGCCAUUUGCUCCGGCGACAAUUGCUCAGGCCUUUAUCUCGUCCAAGAUAUAAGGUUAGGGUUGCAAUGGGAUUUUAUGUUAGGUAUAGGUUAGGGUUUAGUGUUAAAUCCAGGGAUGAAGUUGGUCAUUCCAUUAAUGUGUGGAAUUUGCAGCGGAACAAUUAUCACCGAAGCAAAUGUCAUGGGACCUUCAUCCUUCCAAUAUUAGCCUACAAGACGUAUUACUGAGCAUGGUCUGUACCGCACAACACUCACGAUUUAAGUCACUAUCAAAUCCAUUUUUGUUCAAUUCUUUGAUAAUGAUAAUAAUGAUAAUAUUAAUAAUGAUACUACUACUACUACUACUACUACUACUAAUAAUAAUAGGCAUUUAUAUAGGACCAUCUAUUUAUUCCGAGGCGCAUUGUUUAUUAUUUUAACCCGGCUUUAACUCGAGCUGCCUUUCAGCGCUCAGUGCAUUCAUGGAAUUAAUCCUUCCGGGUCCCCAUUCAACUUACCUGGGUUGAGUGCAGCACAAUGUGGAUAAAUUUCUUGCUGAAGGAAACUACGCCAUGGCUAGGAUUCGAACCCACGACCCUCUGUGUCAAAGUGAGAAGACUGAACAACUCCAAUCCCCUGUAAUUGCAAUGGUAUUUAUCAUCUUAAAAAAAACCCUUUUCUUAUGUUUUUGCGUAAUGUUGUGGUGUGUGUGUGUUUAUUUAUAAUUUUUUACCGGUUAUGAUAUUUGUGUAUUUGUAGGGCCCCGGCUAUAAACAGUUUUGCUUCAUAGGGGUCCUGACCAUUAAGUAACUUGUAACUUGGUAUAUUUUGUAUUAUUUUUUGGUAUCAUGUUGUUUCUGUGAAUAUUUUGAUGUUUUUUUUACCCUUUGCGCGCUGAUGUUGCAAUCUUGCACAUUCGUACAAUUAUAUUCAACAGUUGUAGUAAUUAGUUUUCUCCCCUGCUUUCAAAUUAGAUGAACUAAUAAAGGCAAUAGUUCUUGGAUAACAUCUAUAUAAGAAUAAUGAGUAUCAAUGCUGCAAUAUGGAUAUCUUUAAUUAAAGAAAAACGCAUGGGAACAAUUGUCAGUAUUAUCUCCAAAAAUUAAUUCAGCAUGCAAAGAAUUAAUAGUCAAUGAAUUGAAUUGAAUUCAAUAGUAUCUCCUUGAUCAUGAUGUUGAGCUGGGGGAGCGUUUUAUCAGGGUUUCAUCAGGAUUCAUCCGAAAAAAACAUUUUGAUUCAUUGUGUUAUAGAUAAAGCAAGGACAGUAGGAAAUUAUGAAAGGAAUUAAACAAAAUUACUUUAGAGAAAAAUUGACUCUAUCCUACCAACAAAUUUAGAUAGUGAUAAAUUUGACGAUUUAUUCGUAAUCAUUGGAAAAAAAAUUUCGGAAACUUUUAAUCAUCACACUCGGGGGCGGAUCCAGGAUUUGUCGAAUAAGGGGGUGGGGGGGGGGCACGUUUUCCCGAGGAAAAAUUUGAUAAGCAAAAAAAAUAAGGGU
This is a messenger RNA of Lytechinus pictus (painted urchin), 5114 nucleotides long. RefSeq names its product glycoprotein 3-alpha-L-fucosyltransferase A-like. The transcript has a single exon. Gene Ontology annotation, cellular component: membrane. The record is from RefSeq and is a predicted model, not a curated record. NCBI's taxonomy places the organism in Eukaryota, Metazoa, Echinodermata, Echinoidea, Temnopleuroida, Toxopneustidae. The coding region runs from base 96 to 1271 and encodes 391 amino acids. Gene Ontology annotation, molecular function: alpha-(1->3)-fucosyltransferase activity.